UGGCCUUGGUUACCUUGAUGAUAUGUCAACAUUGGCUGUUUGAUCCUUCUCCGAGAAUGGUGUUUUAUUGUUUUAUUAAGUGACACUCGUUAUUUUUGUUUUAAUCGUUAGGAAAUCACGGCGGAAUUCAAAUAUGAUGUGAUUACUCCCUACUGGAUUACACCCUUGGUUUUGCAUUGCCCUAUAGUUGUAGUAAUAGCAGAGAAAUCUGCUAGAGUAUUGGGAAGGCUAAAAUGGAGCUGGAGUGCUCAGGGGCAGGUGCUGAAUCCUCUCCGGUUGUGUCACCACAUGUUACCUCUGCUCAAUCAUUGGUUUACAAUCCACCGUAUUUGUCAUCGCAAGGCCUGUCUUCAUCCUCCAAUAGCACACCAACGAUGAUGUCUCCUACUCAGUCAUCAGCAUCAUCAUCUCAAUCAAAUUCUCAGUCUCCCACCACAGAUCCCCUUACUCAGCUAUUAUCAGGGACAACAGUGACAUCAUCUAGUAACUCAACAUCAACCAUUCCUCCCGAAUCCUCAAUACAUAACUUGUUUGACCCUCUGAGUUCUCCAGACUGGGAUAUGGCAGGACCACCAGGAAUCCUGUGCACUCAUAGAGUUAAAAAAGAUUUAAAAAGUAUCUUCAAUGAUCCAUUACCUGGCAUUUUCAUUGUACCUGAUGAAGAAAACUUGUACACAGUUCACUGUUUGAUUAUUGGGCCCUUUGAUACUCCCUAUGAAGGGGGUUUCUUUCAUUUUGUUGUUCGGUUUGGACCACAGUAUCCUCUUCAUCCACCUCGAGUUCGCCUCAUGACAACAGGACACGGAAAAGUUAGAUUUAAUCCAAAUCUUUAUAAGAAUGGCAAAGUCUGUCUCAGUAUCUUAGGCACAUGGUCUGGUCCAGCUUGGAGUCCGGCUUCCAAUUUGUCAAGCGUUUUAUUGUCAGUCCAGAGCCUUAUGAAUGAACAUCCCUACCACAAUGAGCCUGGUUUUGAGAAGGAACGUAAACCAGGAGCUAGCAAGGCUUACAACACUAUAAUUGAACAUGAAACAAUAAGGGUGUCUGUGCUGGAACAACUUAACUGUAUACGUCCUGCAGCUCCAGAAGAAAUGAUAAAAUUCAUGAAGGCUUCUUUUCUAGAAUAUUAUGAUCACUAUGUGGAUAUCUGCAAGAGUAAUUUAUAUCAAGAUGGAGCAGUAAUGGAGGAUCCAAUUAGCAGAGAAGUGCGAGGAAAAUUUCAGUAUGGUGCUAUGCUUAAGCAACUAGAAAAAUUAAAGGAGAGUAUAACCCCAUGUGGAAUACCUUCUAUUCCUAACUUUCCUACUACUCCCGUAAGUGGAAUGUCCGAAGUUGAUGAUGGUGACGCUUCAAGUAUUAGUUCAUGUGCAGCGAGUGAUGAGGAGGAAGAGGGAGGUGAAGGCGAGCAACCUGCUGAAGGAGAACAAGAGGUAGUUGAUGUUGGAAUGAAUAUGCUAAUGCUGGAUGAGGAGUAGGCCUUAUAAGGAUAUUGGUCAUUCAGUUUUAGUUUUAAAUACUGUACCUGCACUGCCAUGUAAUAUUUUUAGCUUAUCAUAUUACCUUUGAACUUGAAGGUAAAUAUAAAAGGGUUUGUAAGAUAAUCUUGAGAAUUCUUGUUCCCUUACCAUGAUCUUGUGAGUCUCCCUUAGAAUUUUGUUUUACCAAAAAACUCAAUGCCUAUAAUUGUACAAGUUUAUCAAUUUGGAUGUUGAGUAAUUUGAAGUUUCUGCUAGUUCUGGAAAUAGGAAGUUGGAAGCUUUGAUGUACAUGAUCAAUGAUGUUUUUCUUUUGUAAAUUAUUUUAUUCUUAGGUUUGUAUGUUGUAUUCUUAAUGCUGAGUAAUACAUUCCUCAUGUGAUUUAGCAUUAUCAAUAUUUUUAUGUCUUUUUAUAAGUGUAAUUUUAUAUGAGUUACUGGUAUUUAUAGAGAUGAUCUUAUCAUAUGGUGCUGUUAAGAGCAUAGUUAAUAUACAAGUAUAUGUAUAUAAAUAUAUCCACAUUUACAAGCAACAAGUUAAAAGGACUGUAACUCCCACUUCCAGUUUAUUAUAUUAAAACAAAGGUUCAUUUUAAGGAGCUUUCUACUGUUAUAUAUUUUUCUUUAUUAUUUCAGUGAACCACAGUUGUGUUAAAUUGCGGGAGAAGUCGUAAUAACUAUUUUUCAGUAAGUUACAUAGUCCAUUUGAAAUUUUGUAAUGUUGCAACAAAUCACUUAACAGGAAAUAAUCAAUGGCAAUUACUU
This is a messenger RNA of Macrobrachium nipponense, 2237 nucleotides long. Its product is annotated as ubiquitin-conjugating enzyme E2 Z-like. Lineage: Eukaryota; Metazoa; Arthropoda; Malacostraca; Decapoda; Palaemonidae. The transcript has 6 exons. The record is from RefSeq and is a predicted model, not a curated record. Bases 234 to 1472 code for a protein of 412 amino acids.